This is a messenger RNA of Orcinus orca (killer whale), 5799 nucleotides long. It is a transcript of the gene WNT2, whose product is annotated as Wnt family member 2. The transcript has 5 exons. Gene Ontology annotation, molecular function: cytokine activity; frizzled binding. Gene Ontology annotation, biological process: neuron differentiation; cell fate commitment; multicellular organism development. NCBI's taxonomy places the organism in Eukaryota, Metazoa, Chordata, Mammalia, Artiodactyla, Delphinidae. Gene Ontology annotation, cellular component: extracellular region. The coding region runs from base 333 to 1415 and encodes 360 amino acids. The record is from RefSeq and is a predicted model, not a curated record.
UCCCUUGGCUGCGCCUGGGCGGGCGGGCGGGGAGCUGAAGGGACCGGGGCGCGCGGGAGGCGCGCAGAGCUCUCCGGCAGCCCGCGCUCGCCGCGCCUGGGGAAUUGGCUGUGGGCGAGGCGGCCCCGGCUGGCCUUUAUCGCUCGCCCCGCUGGUCGCUUGAAACUUUAUCAGCGAGUCUCGCCACUCGCCGCAGACGCGAGCGGGGGGCGGGGGCGCGGCAAGGCGCCGGCGGCCGUGACGAGGCGCCCCCGGCGCUGAGCGCUUCUGCUCCGGGCACGCAUGGCGCCCGCACACGGAGUCUGACCUGAUGCGGACGCAAGGGGGUUAAUAUGAACGCCUGUCUCGGUGGAAUCUGGCUCUGGCUCCCUCUGCUCUUGACCUGGCUCAGCCCUGAGGUCAGCUCUUCAUGGUGGUACAUGAGAGCUACAGGUGGCUCCUCCAGGGUGAUGUGUGACAAUGUGCCAGGCCUGGUGAGCCGCCAGCGGCAGCUGUGCCACCGACACCCGGACGUGAUGCGUGCCAUCGGCCUGGGCGUGGCCGAGUGGACGGCAGAGUGCCAGCACCAGUUCCGCCAGCACCGCUGGAACUGCAACACCCUGGACAGGGAUCACAGCCUCUUCGGCAGGGUCCUGCUUCGAAGUAGCCGGGAAUCUGCCUUUGUUUACGCCAUCUCCUCAGCUGGAGUUGUAUUUGCCAUCACCAGGGCCUGUAGCCAAGGAGAAUUAAAAUCCUGUUCCUGUGACCCAAAGAAGAAGGGAACCGCCAAGGACAGCAAGGGCACUUUCGACUGGGGUGGCUGCAGUGAUAACAUUGACUAUGGGAUCAAGUUUGCCCGAGCCUUUGUGGACGCCAAGGAAAGGAAAGGAAAGGAUGCCAGAGCCCUGAUGAAUCUUCACAACAACAGAGCCGGCAGGAAGGCUGUAAAGCGGUUCUUGAAACAGGAGUGCAAGUGUCAUGGCGUGAGCGGCUCAUGUACCUUGAGGACCUGCUGGCUGGCCAUGGCCGACUUCAGAAAAACGGGCGAUUAUCUCUGGAGGAAGUACAACGGAGCCAUCCAAGUUGUCAUGAACCAGGAUGGCACUGGUUUCACUGUGGCUAACAAGAGGUUUAAAAAGCCGACGAAAAAUGACCUCGUGUAUUUUGAGAAUUCUCCAGACUACUGUAUCCGGGACCGGGAUGCAGGCUCCCCGGGUACAGCAGGCCGUGUGUGCAACCUGACUUCCCGAGGCAUGGACAGCUGCGAAGUCAUGUGCUGUGGGAGAGGCUAUGACACCUCCCGCGUCACCCGGAUGACCAAGUGCGAGUGUAAGUUCCACUGGUGCUGUGCUGUGCGCUGCCAGGACUGCCUGGAGGCCCUGGAUGUGCACACGUGCAAGGCCCCGAAGAGCCCCGACUGGGCGGCUCCCACAUGACCCCAGCGGAGGUCACCAUCCACCUUCCCUCCCACAAGGACUCCAUUGGAUCUGCAAGGAUGCUGGGCUCUUGGGUUCCCUCUGGGAGAUGUUUCCUUAGGCACGUGGCCUUUGUCUCUACGGAAGCCUCUUCCCGCUCCCUGGGGGCCCAGGACGGGGCCCACACGCUGCACAUUAAGCAUGCCCUAUUUUCUCCGACUGCCGGCAUCCUGAGGCACGUCUCUUCCUGGUCGCGACGGGCUGUUAGAGGGGGGAGGGGUGGUGGGCCCAGACCACUGUCUCUACCCACCUAGACAUUUCCUCUUCUAGAACAGUUGGCCAGAGGGAAAAAGAGUGUCUCGAAGGAGCUUCCUCUGUGUUUUCCAACAAAUGUUCACAGUUAAGAAAUUCCAUACUUCUGUCCGGAGGGUGAAAUAUAGAAAGCAGGAUAAACCCCUACUGAAUUAACUUUAAUUCUUGAAAAGACCAAGCAAGGCUUUUGCCUGAUCAAGUGAUUUUCACAGCCACCACCUCUGGGGUGAUUGGUAAUUGGCUGGAGAAAAAUGGCUUUCAAUAAACUUUAGGUUUCAAAUGCACGCAUUUCAAGGCAUUUGCUGCCAUAUUAAAAUCUGAUGUGACAAGGUGGGUCUGUUGUCCUUUGGUACAGUUUGGAGUCUGUGCAAUAGCAAAAGCCUCAGAAAGUGAUUGCUUUGCAUUACUGUCCACUCAAUAUAAAGAACUUUUUAGGGAAUGAGAUCACUUAGAAUCUGAAGGGAAUUUAAAAGAAAACUGAUGAGCUGGCAGUAUUCUGUAACUGUUGGGUGAAGAUGGAGGAAAGUAACCUCCAUGAGUGGUGAGUGGAAUGUCAGAAAACACAACUGUACAGAUAAGGGGGAAGGGGGGGAAUGAAAUUCCUACCUGGUGUGAUGCUUGUGGCCCAUGGAAUUCUGUAACUGAAAUGCCUUUAAGAAUGAAAACUUUGGGGAUGACAAGACCAGGGAACCAAAAUGCUGACAGAGAGGUUUCCAGAGCGAGGUCAUGCCUGGACAGCUCCAACCAUAAGUGGACAACUAAAAGAAGUCGGCCGUGUGCGCAAAGGGGCAUCAACUAGUUCCUGUCGCCCUUCAAGCACAUUGUAAAGACCUGUCAUAUUUAAUUGUGUUCAUUUGACGCUUACAAGAUGACAAGAUACCAUAGCCUAAAGCAAAUAACACAUAGCCUUGCUUAUAAAGUUGGUAACCCUAGUGUAUUAUAUUGCAAACAAAUUGUAACUUGGAGACUAUAUUUAAGGGACCCAGCUGUAAUUAUGGGAACAUCGAUAUGCAAAUUGUGGCUGGCUUCUGCCCUAAACCGAAAGAUGACAUCCAAGGAAAAUGGAGAGGCUGCCGGCCCCGUUGUAUCAGAUGAAAGAAAGGUGAAAUACCCGAAGGUACUCCUCAUUCCCCCCCUCCAGUUAGGUUCUAGUUCUAAAUGUGAUCUCUUCACAGAGCUACAUUAACUAACAGGAUGAUUCGUUACAGGCAUCUGGUGUCACAUUGCUGCUGCUUGCUUACCCUUUGAUACUUUGGCCUUCAGGUUCUCUACCCUUGAUUUAGAGCAGGACAUUGACACCAAGCCUCUUGGAAAUCAACCCUCUGGAGUGUUUUGUCAUAAUGAUAUUUGCCUCCUAGCUUUCUUAAAAAUGACAGAAUUCACCUCUUUUCACUCACUCCCAAACCCUAAAAUUAAUUGUCUAAUUUUUCCAAAGUGGCUCUUCCUUCUUUUUAUUCUAAGGAUUCAGAGGGUGGGAGGAUGGAGCGUGGUGGUGGCUGCUCUGAGCCCAGUGUGGGUCUGGGAGUGGGGAGGGGGGGUGAGUGGGAGGCCGAACAGGGGAGCUCAGUCUUAGUUACACUAAAGCUUGCUGUGGGAGGAUGGAGGGACUUUCUUGGGGGUCCCAAAGCCAUCAGCCCCCCUUCCUGCUGGAUGAACUGUGAAGUCAUAAAUCCAUGGAUAUAUUUAGACAUGGAAAGGAUCUUAGAGGACAUCUUAGCUCCCCUCAGCCUGUAUCUGGGGAAACUGAGACCAAGAGAAGUGAAGGAAUCUGUACAAAUACCAGCCGUUACCCCGAUACUCCCAAAAACAGGACCACACUCUAAGAGUCUUCAAGAAAGUUAAGCACUUUAUCUAUUAAAUGAAACUAGUUUGUCUCAGAAUUAACUUGGUGGAUUCUAAGCAAUUUUAGUGUCUUGAGGGGAUGUUCAUUGUUUGUUUGUUUGUUUAUCCCUGGCAUGCUUAGAUCUGACUCUCUUCUUAUGCUGAAAUGCAUCCUUCCUGAUAAGGAGCAAGGGGACAAGGCAUGUCCAUGUCCCCUUGCUCAUACACUGCCUCUUGCUGCAUAAAUUGUCCUAUUUUGUAAGAGAGACUAUGGCAGCCAUCUUCAGUGGCAGUAGAUGAAGCCACUGUGGAGAGUAAAAUAAGAGAGUGAAAUAUUUUUAUCUGCUUUUACUUCUGAAAGAGAAAAUCUCCAAAUUUUUAAAAAGGUGAAGAUAAUUUCAAACUUAUUUUCUUUAGGGUUUGGUACAGGAUCAAUAUUUCAUGACUCUAAAAGAUACUAAACUCUUGAUUUUCCAGGCUUUUAAGGGAAUGUAUGGCAUGAAUUACCCAAAAUAAAAUAAUGAGGGAAUCCAUUCAGGUCAAAUCCCCUUACAAAUUCCCUCCCGGUAAAUAUCUUAUUAUAAGUGGAAGUUUUCUAAGCUCAAGAUGAUGCCUAUUGAUUUUUCUGCCAUUUCUGAAGACGUUCCACACAGCAGGAGAUCUUCACUAGUUCACUGUAGUUUUCUUAAAUAAAGAUAUAAUUGCACAUGAUUCUCAGACUUAGCAAAUGGGUUUUUUUCUUCAAUAGAUUUGCCUCUGUCAAUUGGUCUGUGGUGCCGACUGAACACCCUUUUCAAUGUGCGUUCUAGUUACAGCGUCCUGGACAGUGCCUCAUGCUCUGAAAGCAUUAACACCCUGCCUUAAAGAGACCAGUUUAUCCCCUCAAAUGGCUUAAACUCAAGCACAAACACCCCCAGUGCCAUGACCACACUGGGCUCUGGCUCUGUGCCCCUCAAGGAUGGGGGCCCUGGCCUGUUAUUGGACCACAGUUACUUCAGGAUGGGAGUGGGAGACGCAUAGGGCAACCCCAGGCGUAGAACACUGCUUAUCUGCUCUGCCUUUUAUGGGUGUCACUAGAUUGAAAUGGGCAUCCCAGAAGGAUCCACCAAAUGGCAAGUUAAUCUGCACGUGGCCUGAUCAUGGGAGGGGGAGUGAGAGGGAAAGAGCCAGGUAGCUGUUGCCAAGAGACCAGCUGAGUUUGGUGAUGGUGGAGAGUGGCUUUUUCAGCUCUUGCGGGUAACCUCCACCCUUCCUUCUCUGUGGCUUCCCUGUCCCCUCCCAGCACCUACUUCCAAGGCAUCUGGAGGCCCCUGAGCCUUAGGGCCUCGGGCCGUUGCUCGGCUGUCCAUACCUGUUGUCUAGCUCUGCUCCAGGCUGCCAAGGUUAAUUUCAAGAGAUGUUUUCAAUUGUCACGACGAUUUGCCUUUUUAUAGGAGUUAUUAUGAUGCUUGAAAACAUCAGGUAUCACGUUUCUUUUUCAAAGAAAGGCAGCUUUAAAGUCAGAAAAUCCAACUUCACAUUGGCACUUCUCGGCCUUAUUAACUUAUUAAAGAAUCUUACAUUGACUCUCUGAGACCUACAGCGGGCCUCUCUCUCAGAGGCAGCCAACAUGACCGUGCAUGCGCUUGGGCUUGACAGUAUUUUCAGGCCAGGAUAUUUGUUAUUACUUCUCACUUAUUAAAGGCUGGCCUGGGGCCGGUGUUGUCUCGCUCAGUUAAAGAACAUUCAUCUCCCCUCUUGCCCACUCUCAAAAUAAAGGCUCAGAGAGGUGUCCAAUGGACCAGAACCAUUCUUUUGUCUAUUUACUGUACUUCAACCUGAGUUCCUUAUCUUAAGAGCAAGAGUUGUACUCUCAACAAAUAGACCUCCCAGUUCCAAAGCUGGUAAAUUGCUUUUGUCAGGUCUGUGCUGACCUGCAGAGCAGUCUGCGGGUGUAAGCUGACAGCUAAGGUGUGCUGAUUUUGACCUUAUCCUUACCUAGGCAGAGAAAAUUUUCACUCAUCCAUGAGAAUGUUCUUUACAUUUUUCUGGGGAUCAGCAAGGUGACAGGUGGUUUGCAAAGCCCAACAUGAUCGUUAUUUUUCUAAAUUGUAGUUGUUCCAGCUCUCGUUUUUUUUUUCCUGAGGUUCACAUGGAUUUCUUGUUUAACCAAACCUCCCACUUCCACCAGCUAAUAAAAGUGUCACGUAGAUUGUUACAAAGAACUAUUGUUAUUUACAAGUCUACAUCUUCUGUGAAAUCAAAAUAUAAUAAAGCGAAUUUUCGGUGUUGA